AACUGUAAUUUGCAUCCUUUUUUAUCUUCUAAUCUAGGCAAUGGCAUGUCAGCCUAACUGGAUAAUUUUCCUUUGUUUUGUAUAUAUACAUAAAAGUGAAUAUAUCACGAUAUUUGGCAGUAAUAGAGAGAUUUGAAGCGGAAAACAAGGCCUAAAGUAUCCAAAUCCAAUAAAACCAUGCUGUAAACGUGAGUAGAGGAUUCAUGAUUUUCAUGCGAAUUUGGUUUUAGAUGAGGUGUCAUUUGUUCUAUUAAAAGGUAAAGAGAAAGUGAUAGGGUAGAUGAGUACGAGAUAGUGAGAAAAUAAGUGAGAAAAUAAUGCAACCAUUUAUUAUAAAUACCUGAAAUGGUAGGGAGAAAGAAAAGUUCCAAGUGAGGAAAAACAUGGACGUAAUUAUUUGUAGGCAAAAAUUAGAAACAGAGGAAAACUAGGAGAUGAAUGGCAACUAUGUCAACUGUCAAGAGUCGUUCAGACCUGUCCUAUAACAUAUCCACUCUUGGCCAAGCAAAUGGAACCUCUCCUUCACUCUAGAAUCCAUUGCACACCUUGCCUUCCUUCACUCAUCACUAAUCUCUCUCCUUCUCUUUCUCUUUCUCUUUCUCUUUCUCUUUCUUUGGCUGCCUUGUCUUUAAAUUAAAGGGUCUUUUUUUAAAAAAAAUUUAUUUAUUGCCAUUUGAAUUCGAAUGAGAGAAGAUUAACAAUAAUAAUAAAGGAGAGAGAAAAAAAACAGUAGUCACAAGUAAGUUACUGAGUCUUUGCUUGUGACUUUGAAUUUCGUUUCUUUCUUUGGAGAGGAAGGCCGAAGAGAGAACCAUGCAGCAUUUACCAGUUAAAAGCAACCUUCUUGAUUCAGGUUCGGAGACGACCAAGUUCGGCUUCGGUGGUUACGAGCAGCCCCUUUGCCCCAAACCUCGCCGUGUCGGACCCGUCGUUCCCGAGUUUCUCAAGCCCCUCAGAUGUACCAAACACAGCGAACUCAACACUGAUGGGAGAAGUGGAGUUCUGAACAUAAUUGCUGAGACGACAAAUGAUGGAAGAGAAUCGGCAUGCACGGGGUAUUCCCCAUCUUGCUAUGCAGGGUCACCUCCAGGCAGAACAGGCAACCCUCUGGUUCAUGACGUCAACUUCAUUCACCAGAUGGAGCUUCUUUCACCUUUCACCAGAACCAAGCUUUCAGAUAAAUUUGGCAUCACCUCCGCCUCUCCUGUUUGAGACCAUUCAUGUCAAAUUUGUCCACUGCACCAGCAGAAACUACUCUUUUUCUGGGAUUUUUUUGGUAGCUUAACAUUUUAGUACCACUAUGUCUUUUUAUUAUUAUUUUCUGUUGUAAAUAUUAUGAGUUGAAAUGGACUGGGGUGUCUCUUGUACAUAAAAAAACAAAAAGGGUUUCUUAAUUGUUUUCAAGUUGGAUUUCCUUCAAUGAAGUUCAAAGUUCUG
This is a messenger RNA of Gossypium arboreum, 1437 nucleotides long. RefSeq lists its product as uncharacterized. Bases 814 to 1212 code for a protein of 132 amino acids. The record is from RefSeq and is a predicted model, not a curated record. The transcript has 3 exons. NCBI's taxonomy places the organism in Eukaryota, Viridiplantae, Streptophyta, Magnoliopsida, Malvales, Malvaceae.